UCACAUCUGAUAACGACGAUAAAAUAUUUCCGAAAAUUCCUGUUGCUUUAUAAUUUAUUCCUUCCGAUUACGAACAAUUUUCUCGUGCAAACAAAGAAGAAUGUUUCGAAGGAUUUAAGUGAAAAGUGGGGAAUGGCAAUCAGGUGGGGAACUUCGACAAGUCACGCUCCACCACGUCUGGUAAUGGAAUUUUUAACGAGUGAUUAAAGCCAAUAAUUUUCUUCGCGCGGUUUCGUCUCUUGAGUGCUUUUUGUGAGUAAAGAUCACAGUUUGAAGUGUGUGUAAGGCGUAAGAAGCGCAAAAAAAAUAUUAAAUAUAAAAAGAGGUGGUUGAGAAUCGAGUUGAAGCAUAAAUUGAGUUUCCAUAAAUAAAUUUCCGACGAUUCGUCGAAUCGUGAGUUGUUGGAGGGAAAGAACGUAUCCGAACAAUGAUGGAACAGAAUGAAAUUGAUGGAGUUACACGGACUUACGCCGAGCCAUUCAAUAACACCUGCUUCACGAAAGAAGAAAACGCUGCGAACACAAUGGAGAGAGUUACGAUGCUGUUGACAGCGACAUUUCUUUCAACAAUCAUAUUUCUAGCUUGUGCUGGCAACAUUUUGGUUUGUGUGGCCAUUUACACAGAGCGAAGUUUACGACGAAUUGGAAAUCUAUUUUUAGCUUCACUCGCCAUAGCAGAUUUGUUUGUUUCGCUACUUGUGAUGACUUUCGCAAGUGUUAACGAUAUUUUAGGAUAUUGGAUUUUUGGUGCUGAAUUCUGUGACACUUGGAUAGCAUUCGACGUGAUGUGUUCGACAUCUUCCAUUUUAAACUUGUGCGCCAUAUCAUUGGAUCGCUACAUACACAUCAAGGAUCCCCUAAGAUACACGCGUUGGGUGACACGUUAUGUCGUUGUUGUGACAAUUGGGGCAAUUUGGAUACUUGCGGCUUUUGUAUCGUUUGUUCCUAUUUCGUUAGGCUUACAUCGUCCCAACGAGCCGUUAUUUAUCGAAGUGAGAGACGGAAAAGAGUAUCCAACAUGUGCGCUAGAUCUAACGCCAACAUAUGCUGUAGUUUCAAGCUGUAUCAGCUUUUAUGUUCCUUGCAUUGUUUUAGUUGCGAUUUACUGCAGAUUAUAUUGCUAUGCACAAAAGCAUGUUCGCUCCAUUCGAGCUGUAACGAGAACAUCAAGCAAUGAUGAAUCACAGCAACGUAUCAGCCAGCAUCAACAGACUCGUCGUUUUGUUGGCAAAAAGAAAUUCAUCAAACGAUCUCCCCAUCAAUUAGCCGCGUAUAAUACAUCAGAUCGUAAAGCAGCUGUCACAGUGGGAGUUAUUCUCUCAGUUUUUCUUGUUUGUUGGAUGCCGUUCUUCUGUGUCAAUAUAAUCGCAGCCUUUUGUAAGACAUGCAUCGGUGAAACAACAUUCAAGAUUCUUUCCUGGCUCGGAUACUCAAACUCAGCGUUUAAUCCAAUUAUUUACAGCAUCUUCAACACAGAGUUUAGGAAAGCAUUUAAACGCAUUCUACUCAGACGCCAAUGGCCAAAAUUGCUAUGCUGUUGUAGCUUUCAAAACGAUUAUUAUUUAAAUAGUAGCAAUGAUAGCAAAUUUAUUACCAACUACGAUGGUCGAUGUAUGCACUCAACAACAGAUGUUGAACAACUUUCGGCCAUAUAA
Clunio marinus is the source of this 1654-nucleotide messenger RNA. The record is from the annotation of a GenBank genome assembly. Lineage: Eukaryota; Metazoa; Arthropoda; Insecta; Diptera; Chironomidae.